This is a messenger RNA of Anneissia japonica, 414 nucleotides long. RefSeq lists its product as uncharacterized. The record is from RefSeq and is a predicted model, not a curated record. Lineage: Eukaryota; Metazoa; Echinodermata; Crinoidea; Comatulida; Comatulidae. The transcript is spliced from 4 exons. The annotation marks the transcript as partial. Gene Ontology annotation, molecular function: protein binding.
AAGGACUAUAAAACAUAUCGGGAUGUUCUCAUUUCUUGGAUGGAUCUCCCAAAACACCAUCAUCGAGGAAUCCUACUUGGUUACAAAAUAAAAUUAGUUGGUGAAAUCGAAUCAUCAGACGAUCCUGAAAAUUUCCAGGUUCCAGCCAAUAAAACAACAUUUCUGAUACAUGGAUUGAAGAAGCGUCUUAAUUAUACAGCAUAUAUCACGGCUUACAAUGCCAUGGGUGCUACAGAGCCCUCAGCGAUCCUUAUUCCAGUGUCUGACGAUAACCCCGAAUCAGAAAAUUGGUAUACCUACAUUAUAAUACUUGUUUCUGUUGUCAUGGUUCUGUUGCUAAGCCGCUUAUGUUGGCUGAAAGUUAAAAAGUUCAAGGAACACAUGGAACCUUUUCCAGAACCACACAUCUUCAAG